This is a messenger RNA of Frankliniella occidentalis (western flower thrips), 1345 nucleotides long. Its product is annotated as protein FAM166B-like. Lineage: Eukaryota; Metazoa; Arthropoda; Insecta; Thysanoptera; Thripidae. The record is from RefSeq and is a predicted model, not a curated record. The transcript has 4 exons. The coding region runs from base 219 to 920 and encodes 233 amino acids.
AGUUGUCACCGCCGCUGUAUAUGGCAGGACAGGCCCAGGCCCCGAGGCCAGGCACCAACAAUAACGUCAUGUACCGGGCGGAUCACCUUCAGGUCACCCCCGGAGCCCACCUCCCUGUCGCCGCCUGCAGCCGGAGCCGUGCAGCUCGCGCUGCAGUCCGCGUCCGGGCGCCCCCAGCGACACUCUUCCCCCGCCGCUGCGCAUGACGCUCUCUCACUAUGUGCAGGUACACGGGCCACUGCCCAAUGCUCAAGUUCCGCUUCGGAAAGCCGUACGGCGCCAACACCAAGGACAUUCUAAAGCUCCGUGAGUGCGCCAGCCCCGGGUCCAGGGCGCUCCACCGCUACGGCGAGCCGCACUUCCCCAACGAGUUCCCGCUGCGCCGCGUCCACAGCGAGGAGCCCGGCGGGCUGCGCAGCCGCGCGCCGCAGCUCGCCUCGCAGAGGGCGCGGCCCUUCGUCCUGGGCUACACGGGCUUCAUCCCCGGCAUGACGUUCCGCUUCGGCACGUCCUUCGGGCGCGCGGCGGACGCGGCCCUGGCGCUGAUGCACGCGCGGUCGGCCGAGCAGGCGGGCCGCAGGGCGCGGGAGGCGCGCGACGUGCACGCCCACCCCCCGCCACCGCAGCUCAGCAUCCGCGGCCGGGACGUGGUGCCCGAGGCCAUCGCCCAGCCCGACGCCUUCGCCGAGGAUCGCUACAAAGACAGCCACAUCUCGGCGGCCCUGCCGCCCAUCGCCGGGUACACGGGCCACAUCCCGCGCCUCAAGGGCACGGAGGCCAGCCUCUCGCAGCGCUACCACACGGCCGUGACGCGGGGGCUGCGCAUGCUGGAGCAGGAGCAGCUCUCGUACCGGGGCUCCGCGUCCGGGACACCCCGCGCGACCAGCAGGACGCUCCCCUACAACGCCGCGCAGCCGUGAAGCAGGGCCUCGCCGGCUCCUUGCUGAAGGCCCUGCUGAGCGCGGCCCACGCCCGGCCGCCGGCCAGUGCCCCGCCUCAGGGGUGCCUGUAGGGCCGAGCUUGGGCCGAGCCCAGACACUCCUCACAGCGGGAGUUCUCAAACCCGGGAGUGCGUCCGAAAAGGUCAGGUGUGAGUGAGAGGGGGACGGUGGUCCAGGUGGAGCAUCUCGCUCGCACCUGAGACGUAACUCGGGUGCCCGAGCCAGCUCGAUUAGAGGUUUUGUACCGGGGGUCUCACAGCGGACACGGCAGUGUUGCGGGUGUAAGGCGCCGUAGCCCCUCCUGUGGCCCGAGCGAGUAUGCAGUCCCGCAACACUGCAGAACCGGCUCUGAGUGAACAGCAAAUCGCCUACCAUUCGGGUGGCUUCUUAGGGCUGACUGGGGG